Messenger RNA from Misgurnus anguillicaudatus (oriental weatherfish), 3033 nucleotides. RefSeq names its product solute carrier family 16 member 12b (gene slc16a12b). NCBI's taxonomy places the organism in Eukaryota, Metazoa, Chordata, Actinopteri, Cypriniformes, Cobitidae. The record is from RefSeq and is a predicted model, not a curated record. Gene Ontology annotation, biological process: creatine transmembrane transport. Gene Ontology annotation, molecular function: transmembrane transporter activity.
AAUGACAGAAAGGAAAAGUAACAUAAAUAAAUAUAUGCCCAUCAAUGAUUUAAAAAUGAAUAAAUAAGACAUUAAACAUCUGGUUUGAUUAAAAUCUGUAUUUGCUAUAAGAUUAAUAAAUGAGUUUUGUUAGUUCAUGAAAUAUGUACUGUAAGGUACACAUUGCAGUUUUGGUAAACAGUGACGUUUUUCCACACACUGUAAAAAGUAAACGUUGGGUUAAAAAUUACUUCAACUGGUAACGCCAAAAGUUUUUUUUACUUAAAUGUUCUCAAUUUUCUUUACAGUCAGUGCAUUUCUAAGCUGAGUUAACUCCCAUCAUUACAGUAGGCAAAACAAUGAGUAAUACAUAUUUUAAAGUAAGCGAUAGAAGAACAAAUCAUAUACGUUGCUUAUGCAUACUUGCAUAAUUAUCCUUUGACGUGAUAAGGGGAGUGGAUCAAGAGGUAGGUGAGUUCACUCGCCGCUAGCACGCUGAAACAUGUUUAGGUUCAAGAUGUUCCCAGUAAUGCCAAGUUACUACGUAAAGAAAGCCGCAGGAAGAUGAUAGACAUGUUGUCCCAUAUUAAUAUUAAUCCAGUGCGCGUAAUUUUUUAAAUCGUCCUGCAGGUUAAUGCGAUUCAACAAUCGUAAAGUUGAUUCUUAACUGAAUGGGGACCGUGAGGACCGUGUCUGCAGUACAUAUUUUUUUAAAUGCAGAGUCUCUAAAUGUGGGCCUCACAUCUGCAGAAGGAAUUCAAUGAGCAGUGAGUGUGGCGGCAGGGUGGUGUAACGUGUGUUUUGGACUGGCUGCAGGGCUUUUGGAGUUUGAAAGGGAUUAAAAGUGGUGGGAAGGACAGACCCCAUGGCUCUGGAAAAGAAGAAAGGAGGAGUCCUUCCUCCUGAUGGCGGCUGGGGAUGGAUGAUCGUGGCUGGCUGCUUUGUAGUAACCGUAUGCACCCGAGCUGUCACGAGGUGCAUCUCUAUAUUCUUUGUUGAAUUUCAAAUGCACUUUGCAAAAGAUUACUCGGGGACAGCAUGGAUUCAUUCAUUAGUGGACUGCACAACCAUGCUCUGUGCUCCACUCGGAAGCCUGAUCGGGAAUCGGUUGUCAUGCCGCAUCGCUGUAAUACUAGGAGGAUUCCUGGCUUCUAUAGGAUUAGUUCUCAGCUCUUUCGCUACCAGUCUGGAGUAUCUUUACCUUUCUCUGGGAAUCUUAACUGGGCUUGGCUUUGCACUCUGCUAUACACCCGCUAUCGCCAUGGUCGGUGUGUAUUUCUGUGAGAGGAAAGCUUUGGCCUAUGGCAUUGCCAUGUCUGGAAGUGGCAUCGGGACUUUCAUCUUGGCCCCUGUGGUGCAGCUGUUAAUCGAACAUUACUCGUGGCGUGGAGCUCUUCUUAUCCUGGGUGGCUUCGUGUCUAACCUAUGUGUAUGUGGAGCUCUGUUACGGCCCAUCAUUUUAAAGGAAGAAGAGGCCUGUCCUCUUCCAGUGGACUCGGAGUGUGGCUAUGAUGGCAAGCUGUCUGAGGUGAACGGUAUGCUUACGGGGAAGGUGGCAGGCAUCAAAUCAGAAGCGGACGGUAACGUGCGUUGCCUUCAGUCCCUGCAGGAAUACAGCUUUCUGCUAAUGCCCGACUUCCUGGUGCUGGCAGGGUCCUUCUUUCUUUUGGCUACUGGCUGCAGUCUGCCGUUCGUGUAUUUGGUGCCUUAUGCCCUGGAUGUAGGUGUCAGUCAUCACAAUGCUGCCUUCCUAAUGUCAAUAUUGGGAGUCAUUGACAUUAUAGGGAACAUUUCAUUCGGCUGGCUCACGGAUAGGAGGUUUCUAAAAAAAUACAGGAAUAUUUGCUACCUGCUUGCAGUGGGGAUGGAAGGAUUAUGCUGUCUUUUUAUUCCACUCUUAAACACAUUUGUCCUGCUGAUACCUUUCUCUGUGCUCUACGGGUACUUUGAUGGAGCCUAUGUUGCUCUUAUCCCUGUGGUAACAUCAGAUGUUGUAGGAACAACGUACUUAUCUUCAGCUCUGGGGGUUGUGUACUUCCUCCAUGCAGUUCCUUAUCUUGUCAGCCCACCCAUUGGAGGUUGGCUGGUAGACACCACAGGAACUUACACAGCAACAUUCUUUCUAAGUGGAUUUGCUCUGAUCUCAAGCUCUCUCCUGCUGUUCGUGGCCUUCAUCAUUCGCCACUGCCAGAGAAAGCAAAAAAACUGUCUGAGCGAAGACCCAAAACUGGAGUCAUGUGAGGGCAAACAAGUGGACUAUUAUAAUUCAAAAAAUAAAGGCCUUACGAUAAUUAUCCCAGCCACAUCAUAGUACUGGGAUAGUGAUUUUUUUUUAUAGUAAAAAAUGUUUUUAUUUGCAGAAACUUGUAUAGGGGCGGUUUCCCGGACAGGGUUUAGAUUAGUCCUAUACUAAAAUAAAUGUAAGAGCUGUCCAAACUAAAAACAACUUGCACUGACAUAUCUUAAGAUACAUCAGUGCCCUUUGUUUUGCCUCAAAAUGCACACAAGUAAUGUUUUUAGUAAAGCAUGUUUGUUUGGUUUAAAGUCCUAUUCCUGGCUUAAGCUAAUCCCUGUCCGGGAAACCACCCCAUACAGUCACAGAUAGUGUUUAAUUAGCAACAAAUUUGUUGUACAUGCCUUUUUACUUUGUUUCUCUCUAAAAAUGCAUUUCAUUCUGAUCUAGAAUGACAUCUUUAUAAAGGAGAGACUCCAACCUGUUGCACAUUACAUAUUAGGUAUUUUCUAUAUAUGUCUCAUUUUCACCAUAUUUUCCCAACAGUGGUUAAGCUUUAUUUGUGUAGUGUGACCCUGGACCACAAAACCAGUCAUAGGUAGCACAGGUUUAUUUGUAGCAAUAGCCAACUAUACAUUAUGGGUCAAAAAAUGUAUGCAAAUAAUCAUUAGGUUAUUAGAUCAAUUUCUUACCAUUAAUUGACCUUCAAAUGUGAUUUUCUCAUAUAUAUCUUGGCCAAAUAUCCUAUCCGAACACCCAUACUUCAGUGGCUUAUGUAUUCAGUUUUCAGAUGAUGUAUAAAUCUCAUUUUAAAAAUUGUU